Melanotaenia boesemani (Boeseman's rainbowfish) is the source of this 1155-nucleotide messenger RNA. It is a transcript of the gene ndufaf2, whose product is annotated as NADH:ubiquinone oxidoreductase complex assembly factor 2. Gene Ontology annotation, biological process: mitochondrial respiratory chain complex I assembly. The transcript is spliced from 5 exons. The coding region runs from base 166 to 588 and encodes 140 amino acids. NCBI's taxonomy places the organism in Eukaryota, Metazoa, Chordata, Actinopteri, Atheriniformes, Melanotaeniidae. The record is from RefSeq and is a predicted model, not a curated record. Gene Ontology annotation, cellular component: membrane.
UGCGCUUUAAAGAUGAGCAGGAUCGCUGGUUUUCUGCGGCGUACCUUUGGAAUUGCACGCGAACACGUUGGGACAGACCAUUUGGGGAAUAAAUAUUACUUUAUCCCAGAGCAAAGGUCGUGGACAGGUAAAAUAAGGCCAAGCGUGGGCUCAGGGCCUUAAGGCAUGGACCGCAGGGCUUUCCACUGCAGCGCACAAGUUGUGGUUGAAAUAGGAAGGCUUGUCCGCUCCAAGCGGAUGGUGGUGCCAGCCAAUCCUGCAGAGUAUGAAUAUGUGGAGGGCAGCAUUCCGAUGGAGUGGGAUGCUUGGAUCCGAGGCAGACGGAAGGAGCCCCCCCCCAUCGAGGAGUUAAUUACGAACGAGUUCCAAAGGGAGCAGGUCAAGCUUAGGGCCAAGGAGCUGGAGGAGAAAGAUCUGGCUCAACAGGCCAAAGAGUAUGAAGAAGGUCUGGUGGCGACUCCUGCAAGGACUGUGACCAAGGGCCAUGCAGCUGCCACCAGCUUUGGCAAGCAGGAGUUAAGCGAGGAACCGACCAGCACAGCAAACACGUUCCAGCCUGGCUCCUGGAUACCCACUUCCAAGAAAUAGACUGAAGCAUCUACAGACUUGUGACAAUAGUGAAUUAAACGUAAUCCACGAGAAAUGCCCCACAAUAAACACUGUUUGAGUGCUUUUAUUUAUCCUGCAUAAACUAUGACUUCAGAAGUCAACAAGGUUGAAUCAACUUGCCUCUCAGCUUCACUGUUUAUUUUAAAGCAGUUAUAAUUGACUUGCCUACAUUUUAAAGGGGUCACCACUUUCCUGCGUAUCAGUGUACACAGUAUAUGCAGAAAUUGUUUUGAAUCUAACUUCUGGUGAUGACAAUAAUUUCAUGUGCCUAAAAAGGCCUGUAAACAAACAAAUGUUUGGUGGAAUACUGUAAUUAAUAAAUGUAACUAGUUUAAUUAAAAGCAGUGUUUUAAGUAUUUUGUUAAAGGUUAAUGCAAAAUACUUUUUAGUAAAGCAUCACCAGUUCGAGGUGAGCAUUUCUGAAUGAUAAAUUCUUCCCUCUCACUUCCUUCACUAGGCAUGAGUUGCAGAAAAAGUUUGCAGAGAAGUAACUUUUUAAAACAUCAGCAUGAAUAGAAAUAUAAUAAAAGUCUUUCUAUUGGUGUU